Molecule: messenger RNA, 1151 nt
Organism: Saccoglossus kowalevskii
Lineage: Eukaryota; Metazoa; Hemichordata; Enteropneusta; Harrimaniidae
Biological process (GO): regulation of transcription by RNA polymerase II
Cellular component (GO): nucleus
Molecular function (GO): DNA-binding transcription factor activity, RNA polymerase II-specific; RNA polymerase II cis-regulatory region sequence-specific DNA binding
Source: RefSeq, a predicted model, not a curated record
AUGCAGUCAGAUAUUAAGCAUGUGAAGGAUGGAAACACAUUGCAUAGUAUUGGUAAACUAGCCUUGCUAAUGGAAUGUGAGAAUGAGUCAUCCAAUCUAUUGGGUGAUACAACAAUUACGGCAUCAGGAUUACCCAGACCAUUAAACUUGUCCACAUCUGGUUUAAUGGAUUCUCCAGUGGUGUCUGCAGUGUUAGAACCCCAUGGAUUGAUUCCUAAUAACCUAUCUGAUGCAAACACUAUCAAUGUGGAGGGAACAGUCAUUCAGUUCACGAAUACCUCACAAGAAUCAAGCUGUCAAUCUGAGCAUGAAUCACAGCCUAUUUACACAAGAACUAUAUUUCACACAGCAAAUCUCUCGGAUUCUCAGAAUGAUGAUAAACCCAAUCAUGAGUUACAGCAGGCCAUGGAACAUGUAGAAUGCAAGUGGUUAAAAUGUAACCAGAAAUUUUCAAUUCUAGAAGAUUUAGUAAAUCAUGUAAAUGAUCAUCAUAUACGGCCGGAGAAAGAUGUUGAGUAUUGCUGUCGAUGGAAUGGAUGUCCCCGAAAGGGUAAAGGUUUCAACGCAAGGUACAAAAUGCUAAUACACGUACGAACACAUACCAAUGAAAAACCGCAUAGAUGCCCACAGUGUGAUAAAUGCUUCUCAAGGUUAGAAAAUUUGAAAAUCCACAACAGAUCACACACAGGAGAGAAACCAUAUGUGUGCCCUGUAGAAGGCUGCAAUAAAAGAUAUUCCAAUUCCAGUGAUCGUUUCAAACAUACAAGAACUCAUUUUGUAGAGAAACCUUAUUACUGCAAAGUUGUCGGCUGUAAUAAAAGAUACACUGAUCCUAGUUCAUUGCGGAAACACAUCAAAACACAUGGACACUAUGUAAAUCGGGAAAACAACCAACAACAACAACAACAACAGACGCAGCAACAGCAGUUGAUACAAGAAGAAGAAGAUUUGGAAGAUACACCCGCCACUGUGCCAACAGUUACGACAUCUCCACAAUUGACUACAAGCACUCUUAAUACAAUACCUGUCACACUACCUACAUCCUUAAGUUCAGCUUUACCAACAACGCUUUCCCAGAGGGAGUAACAGUAUAUCCUGUAGUUGGUACACCUGGAGGGUUUAUGAUUCUUCAAGCUUCACCAUCUCAAUUA